Molecule: messenger RNA, 1449 nt
Organism: Rubroshorea leprosula
Lineage: Eukaryota; Viridiplantae; Streptophyta; Magnoliopsida; Malvales; Dipterocarpaceae
Source: the annotation of a GenBank genome assembly
CACACGUGUGCUUCGUGACAAUAUUUCUCGCGCGUGUUCGGGAGAUAGGGACUCGAUCGCUUGCUUGCUUCCCUCGCCCUCAGAUGCCGUCAUCGACAUUCUUCAGAAGGCUAAUAGAGCAUCCCGGGAACAGUAAUUUCUCAUUCUAGUUUAGAAAUGGAUCUGUGGAGCAUUAAAGAAGCAUUUGAUCAUGUUGCUAAGAGGCAGAAAUUAUCCACCUCCAAAUCCCAAGAAGUAAUUGAUCAAGUUCGCCAGGAAAUUGAGAAGACAUUAGCUAGAAUCCAGUCUGUUGACAAUCUCAUGUCUCCUGUUGAUAUGAAAUCCAUACUGACAGAGCUAAAACUUAAGCUUAAUAGCAUUGGUCCACUCCAACAGUUAGAAGAGUCACAGAAGGAACUGAUUACUAGCCUCACCAAGUAUCCCAAAUUUGUUGGGAAAAUUUUCCCUGAUAUCUCCAAAACAAGUAGAAAUGUUGACUUUGAUAUCCACACUGUAAAUCACAUCAUUGCAUGCCAUUUUUACCGGCAAGGCAUGUUUGAUCUUGGAGAUUGUCUGUUAAAUGAAGCAGGAGAGCCAGAGGUGACCGGAACAAGAUCUCACUUCUCAGAAAUGCAUCAAGUACUUGAAGGUUUGAGGGAUAGGAACCUUGAGCCUGCGCUUAACUGGAUUACUGCCAAUCAUGAAAUACUCAAGCAAAAUGGUUCAACCCUUGAACUAAAACUCCAUACUCUUCAGUUUGUGGAGUUUAUUCGAAAAGGAAGUAGGAUUGAUGCACUUGAUUAUGCCAGAACUUACCUUGCUCCUUUGGCCUUCCUACACAUGAAAGAUGUCCAGAAGCUUAUGGUUUGCCUCCUAUAUGUAGGAAAGCUUGAUAGCUGUCCAUAUGCUGAUCUAAUAGCUCCAACUAAUUGGCAAAAAUUUACCAAGGAGCUGACCCAGCAGUUUUGCAGUCUCAUAGGGCAGUCUAUUCGAAGCCCAUUUGCUGUAACCAUAGCAGCUGGGAUUGAAGGGUUGCCUACACUAUUGAAGCUGGCAAAUGUAAUGGCUGCAAAGAAGCACGAAUGGCAAGAAUGGCAAAAAAUGAAACAGUUGCCUGUCCCUGUGGAACUGGGAAGUGAAUUUCAGUUCCAUUCUGUAUUUGUCUGUCCAGUUAGUAGAGAUCAAGCUAGUGAAGAGAACCCACCAAUGCUGAUGCCUUGUCUACAUGUUCUCUGCAAGCAGUCUAUGAUGAAGCUAUCGAAAAGCAGCUCUCGGGAAUUCAAAUGUCCUUACUGCCCAGCUGAGGCUUCUGCUGCACAGUGCAGGCAACUCUACUUCUGAUAUUCAUUUAUAUUCCUUCUCAUGAAACAAGACCAAGUAAUCUGUUUCUAGGCUGUCAAACCAGUUUCAGUGUCUGCGCCUUGCUUCAAUCAUUUAUCAACUACAUGUGUAUAAAUAUUCUUUAUACAU